AUGCAUCACCAUGCCACCUUCGGCUACCCUACACCACCCGCAUCGCCGGGCUACGACAACCAGAAGGGCCACAUCCAGCAACAACCCUAUGUGAGGCCCAUCCGAUAUGUUCCCAUGGCCCCCGAGGAAAGGUUAGGCAUGCUACUGGAAGGAAAGCUCCAUCUCACCAACAUUCUAGGCACUGGCGCGUACGGUGUUGUAUACACAGCAGUGGAUAUCAACACCGGCGUUCGCUAUGCUGUCAAGUGUUUGAGCAAGUUCAAUGCCGAUGGAACUCCCUUGGAACGUCGCCAAGUAGCCUACCAGCAACGAGAGAUUCGUCUUCACUAUCUUGCGUCUGCUCACUCAAAUGUAGUGUCCAUGCACAAGAUUGUAGACGACGCCGCAUGCAUCUACGUUAUCCUGGAGUACUGCCCGGAGGGCGACCUGUUUCUCAACAUUACUGAGCGUGGCCAGUACGUCGGUAACGACGAACUUGCCAAGAAGGUCUUCCUCCAGAUCCUGGAUGCCGUGGAACACUGUCACAACCUUGGAAUCUACCACCGGGAUCUCAAGCCGGAGAACAUCCUGGUUACGGAUGGCGGUGACACCGUCAAGCUGGCCGACUUUGGAUUGGCCACAUCAGAAGACCGAUCAGAAGAUUACGGCUGCGGUUCAACCUUCUACAUGAGUCCAGAAUGCUUGGACCCAUCAGCAAGGAGGCCCUACUACAUGUGUGCCCCCAACGAUGUUUGGAGUCUGGGCGUGGUGCUUACCAAUCUGACUUGCGGACGAAACCCUUGGAAGCAGGCUUCUUACCAAGAUUCGACCUACCGGGCGUUCACUCGCUCCCAGGAGUUCCUCAAGACAAUCCUCCCUGUGACGGAUGAGUUGAACAACAUCCUGGGCUGCAUCUUCAACCCCAACCCCGAGAACCGGAUCACACUCCCAGAACUCCGGGAAAGGAUCAAGGCUUGCCCCAAGUUGACUGUUUCCCCAACGGCUACUGUCGUCGCCCCUCCAUCACCCCCUGCUACCCCCGAACAUCUCAUCACUCAAUACGUUACUCCUCCCGAGGAUGCCAUCGUUGAUGACUACGCCAAUGGCUCACCACUGUCUCCCGUCUCGACCUUUUCUGAUGAAGGCUCAUUGACAUCCAGCGGAUCGACCAUUGACGACCUCGAUGAGGACUUCAUCCGGGAACAAAGAGGCGUCUCACCUGACUGUGCGCCAUACACCUACGAACCGGUAGUCGCCAAGGAUCUCCCGGUCUACCUAGGUCAGGAGUUUGUUCCCCAGCACUACACUGGGCCCAUGCCUAUCCCACAACAGGCACAGCCCAUUCACUGCCCGCAACCCAUCCACAUUCAGGCGCCAUGCGCCCCUCCCAAGACAUACUGCCCUCUAUGGGACGUUGUCAAAUACGUUCAACAGGUGCCACUGGUACAACACUCUGGCGUCUUUCAUCAUCAGGUGCCUGUCAUGCCCUCCUUCCAGGGCUGCUUCUGA
Molecule: messenger RNA, 1488 nt
Organism: Clonostachys byssicola
Lineage: Eukaryota; Fungi; Ascomycota; Sordariomycetes; Hypocreales; Bionectriaceae
Source: the annotation of a GenBank genome assembly